AUGCCUACAAGAUCAGAGGCAUACAAAUCACUACUACAAGUUGAAGAAUCAUCAGAAAAUGGGACCUUGAUACCCCGUGCUCUGCUUAUUCUGUCCUCUGUUUGGGAGAGAUCGAUUAAGAAGAAUGACAAAUUGGUGAUGAUGAUAUCAUCAAAGAAUAUCACCGUGUUCCAUGGAUCGAAGGCACCAAAGUUGAGCAUCACACGGUACAUGGAGCGCAUCUUAAAGUAUGCAGGGUGCAGUUCCUCUUGUUUUGUGAUAGCGCAGAUAUACAUUGACAGGUAUUUCAGUAAAAAUGGUGGAUACCUAACUUCCUUCAAUGCUCACCGCCUCCUCAUUACAAGCCUUCUUGUUGCUGUCAAAUUCCUCGACGAUCGAUAUUUUAGCAAUGCUUACUAUGCUCAAGUAGGGGGAAUUAGCACCCAAGAGAUGAACAGGAUGGAGCUAGAGUUUCUGUUUAGUUUGGAAUUUAGAUUGUUUGUGACAACUGAAAUGUUCGUCAAAUACUGUGAGAAGCUUGAUAAGGUUGAUAAUAUUGGAGAAUAUCAGAUUCGUCGUCCAAUAAUAACAAGUAAUGCAAAGUAA
Messenger RNA from Arachis stenosperma, 585 nucleotides. RefSeq names its product cyclin-P3-1-like. The coding region runs from base 1 to 585 and encodes 194 amino acids. The record is from RefSeq and is a predicted model, not a curated record. Gene Ontology annotation, biological process: regulation of cyclin-dependent protein serine/threonine kinase activity. The transcript is spliced from 2 exons. NCBI's taxonomy places the organism in Eukaryota, Viridiplantae, Streptophyta, Magnoliopsida, Fabales, Fabaceae. Gene Ontology annotation, molecular function: protein kinase binding.